UUUGCUGUGGGGUUUGUGGUUCUAGCCCGCGUAACUGCCUGAGUCCUGCGUCACCGGCGUGACGUCAGCAGGAGAACGCCAUAAUCCCGCCCAGCAAGCUGCCGCCUGCAGCCUAACGGGGUGAGAAAAUUCAUUACGGUCUUAUAUCAUCCGACGGGUAUCGGGACUCCUUAUUCCGUGUCCGGGGGAAUAGUGGCCUCCUGACCGGCUCUGGCAGAGCACAUUACUUUCUGUACCAAAGAAAUGGUGAUGGAGAAGCCAAGUCCCCUGCUUGUAGGGCGGGAGUUUGUGAGACAGUACUACACACUUUUAAAUAAAGCACCAGACUUUUUGCACAGGUUUUAUGGAAGAAAUUCUUCUUACGUACAUGGAGGGCUGGAUGCCACUGGAAAGCCACAAGAAGCCGUUUAUGGCCAGGCUGAAAUUCACAAAAAGGUGAUGUCUCUUCAGUUCAGUGAAUGUCGUACCAAAAUCCGGCACGUAGAUGCACAUGCUACACUGAGCGAUGGCGUUGUGGUGCAAGUUAUGGGUGAACUUUCCAAUAAUGGACAGCCAAUGAGAAAGUUCAUGCAGACGUUUGUCCUUGCUCCAGAAGGUUCGGUUCCAAACAAAUUCUAUGUCCAUAAUGACAUCUUUCGCUAUGAAGAUGAAGUUUUUGGUGACUCAGAAGCAGAGAUGGAUGAAGAAUCUGAAGAGGAAGUAGAGGAGGAGCAAGAGGAAAGGCAACCUUCUCCUGAACCAGCGCAAGAGAACACCAACAAUGCAUACUAUGAGCCUCACCCUGUUUCCAAUGGAGUGGAGGAGCCUUUAGAGGAGCCAGUUAAUGAACCAGAACCAGAACCUGAACCAGAAAUAAAGAAUGAGGAGAUAAAGCCAGAGACAGAAGAAAAAGUGCAAGAGGAGUUGGAAGAAAAAUCACCAACCCCACCGCCUGCUGAGCCUGUUGUUCUGCCACAAGAACCACCCAAGGCAAGAGUGGAUGUUAAACCAGAAGCUCCAGCUCAGUCUCUCCGUGUAAGAGAACAGCGUCCUCGGGAAAGACCAGCUUUUCAGCCAAGAGGUCCAAGGGUAGGAGGUCGAAGUGACAAUGAACAGUCGGAGUCUGAUAAUCGUCGUAUGUACCGCUACCCUGACAGUCACCAACUGUUUGUUGGAAACUUGCCACAUGAUAUUGAUGAAAGUGAACUGAAAGAAUUCUUUAUGAGUUAUGGAAAUGUGAUGGAGCUUCGUAUUAAUACCAAAGGCGUUGGUGGGAAACUACCAAACUUUGGCUUUGUUGUGUUUGAUGACUCUGAGCCAGUUCAGCGAAUUUUGCUUUCAAAACCAAUUAUGUUUCGUGGAGAGGUACGGUUAAAUGUGGAAGAGAAGAAAACAAGGGCUGCAAGAGAAAGGGAAACCCGUGGUGGAGACGACCGCAGAGAUAUACGACGCAAUGAUAGGGGACCUGGAGGGCCUCGUGGGCUCAUCAGUGGUGGAAUGGUUCGUGACAGGGAUGGAAGGGGCCCUCCACCACGAGGAGGAAUGGUCCAAAAGCUUGGCAGCGGACGUGGAGGAGCACCACCUGUAGAGGGUCGUUUCUCUGGCCAGCGCCGCUGAAUCUUGUCACAAUUAACAUCCAGUAAAGCCUACAGUGGUACCUUAUUCGUCGUGUUUGCAUUCUUGUUAAUUUUUUUAGCUUUGGAAUGUGACACAGCCUUUUUUCUCUUUCCCAUGAUUUCUUUGAUGUGCAAAAAGCAUCUUUUUGUUUCCAGUUUCAAUUGAGGUGAACUUUCUUUCUUUUUCCAGUUUCUCAACAGGAUUUAAACUGUUAAUUUAUACAUCCCAACUUUGGAAAUUUGAGAACUGAUAUAACUUAGCACUGCAAGUAUUCAUAUGGGCAUUGCAAAGCAACGUCCUAUUAAAAUUCUCAAAAAAAAAGCCCUCUGCUGCACAUUUCAAGUAUUAGCGUUUUCUUCAUUGGAGACAAGAGUAGUGCAACGUAUGCCUCUUCUGGCACAAAAGAACAAGUGAUUAUGCACUCAUACAAAAUGCACUGUCUGCGUCCAUUUACGCAGUUAAAAAGAUUCUUAGAAAGUAGCUCAUAAAGAUGAGGAUGUUCUAAUUCCAUUUGGUUUGCGCACAUACACCACAAAACUGAUGGUAGACAAACCAUUGCAGAAGUAAAUUCUUCAAACCUCAUUAUUGUUCUGAACUUAAUAGUGUGAAUCUGAUUCUUCAAAGGGUAUCAUCAUGAGCACUAUUCAAAGUUUCGUACAUGAAGAUUUUUGUUUUUGCACUUGCCCCUCUGACAUGCAGAGAUGGGUGGCUGCUCAAUCUUCUCCAACUCUCCAAACCCUCCUUUUCAGCUUUGUACAGUAUAAAUUGUACUGAAAUGUCUUUUAGUUCUCUGGUAAUGUAAUAAGCAUGAUGGUGCCUUCUAUGAAUACAUCAUUCCAGUCCUUGCUGGUGAUUUUGUACAGUGAAUGACUUACUGUGCUGCAACGCCAAACAGCUUCAACACAUUUAAGAAUCAUUGAAAAGCCUGCCUAACCAAACUGCAGUAUCUGUAUAUGGGUAGACAUUCGAGUUUUUGUUUGCUAUGGUUCACCUUAUCUACCAUUGGUAUUCACUUGCCAGUAGUAGGGUUCAGUAUGUCAAAAGGAGUUGUGGUCACGUCUGUGUUUAAAGCCCUAACUGUAACUCUGUAUAGCGCAUACAAAGCGGGGUUUACAUGGUGUCCUGCAAAUGUCCAGUUGCACAUUUUUUUUUUUUUUUAAAGUUCUGUUAAACCUACAAGCAGAGGAUUUACUGUAAUGCUCCUAGAAUAGACCUGCAGCUCUAAGUGUCUGCACUAUACCAUAUUGUACAGGGUUUCGUUUCCUAGCAGUCUUUUCCAUUCUGCACAAUUACUGGGAAAACACAUAACCCAAGGCUUUAGGAAGAAGUCCACAGUUCCCUACAGUUUUCUUCAAAUCGGCUACUUUAAAUGCACCAUUUUGGGACGAACUGUCUAGAUCAACACAUUCCAGUAAACUGCAAAUGUAGCACAGGGUACUGACCAGCCCGGUGCAGUAAGAUGAAAUGGUGCCCAGAAAGGGAACAAGUGUGAACACUUAAAGCUGCUCUGAAAGGGUGGGAGACCUCGUUCCACUGAAAUAGCAAAAAUGCUCAUGGAGUAACAUGCUGCUUUCGACUUAUGCAACUGUUUGCUGAGCCUUCUUUCAAACUAAUGAUUGUGCACAAAAGUAUUUUAUUUUCUACUCUGCAAGGCAACUUAAGGUUUUGUGUACGUCCGACUUCUAAUUCCCCCCCCCCCCCCCACCGAUCCCUCCACUCCACCCCCUGUGUUUUUUUUUGUUUUUUUUUUUUAUGUUCGUCGCUUGAGGUCUUCUGUGUUUGAUGGCAAGUCUUGCACUAUUUCAUACAUUUCUGGGACACAGAUUUCUCAUGGUUAUAAUUUUAUAUAUACAUAUAUAUUUUGUGUUAUAAAAGUUUUACAUUUGCAAUCUGUUACCUGGAAGUAUUGUACUUGAAUUCCCUAAGAUACAAGCAAACCUCGGACUAGUUUUUGUCAUUCCAAUUCAGUGACGGAAUUGUUUGCCAGCAGUUCUGUUCCUUGGUUUUGUUUUUAUCCCUCCUCCACCUUUUCUGUUUCUUUUUUAUCUCUGCUGUUAAACCCUGUCACCAUCUAAACUGUGUAAUGGCAAAUGGAACUGGGACAAAGCAAAAAUGUAACAUGCCGUUCCAGAGGAGCAUACGAGCCAUUUAGCUUUCCAGUCUGCUUCACGUUUCAAUACUUUGAAUAAACAUUAAACAUCCAGGAUGUUUACUUGGUGAUUGUUCACCUUACUAUACUGUGUACAUUUAAGUGUUACUGUCUUAAUAUUUCAGUAAAUGUACCUCAUCCAACAUAGUAGCAGUUCUCUUUCAUUAUUCCUUAAUUGUUGCUUUAUCAUUGCACUUCUAUUCCAACACAAUUGGCACACCAUAUUUAAUUCAGUGUAGAAGACAGUGGUGAAUGGUUUACCAUCUUUGCUGUAAUGUGUUGAACAUUACCGUAUAUGCCAAUAGAAUCUAGUACAUUUGUUGCAGAUGGAGAGUAUUUUGACUUCAGUUUUUUUCCAUAUUUGAAUGUGUUCAGAUUAAACAUAUAAUAAAAAAAAAAACUACUGAUGUCUA
Xenopus tropicalis (tropical clawed frog) is the source of this 4158-nucleotide messenger RNA. It is a transcript of the gene g3bp2, whose product is annotated as G3BP stress granule assembly factor 2. The record is from RefSeq and is a predicted model, not a curated record. Gene Ontology annotation, molecular function: nucleic acid binding; RNA binding. Gene Ontology annotation, cellular component: cytoplasmic stress granule. NCBI's taxonomy places the organism in Eukaryota, Metazoa, Chordata, Amphibia, Anura, Pipidae. The transcript is spliced from 11 exons. The coding region runs from base 244 to 1596 and encodes 450 amino acids.